CGAAUAUGUAUAGAAUUUACUGAGCUAAACUUUCCGAUAAAUCAGCUCGAUGUGAGAGUGCUUAAUUACUGCUUUUUUAUUUUAUUUCUUCUGUUCUCUACAAAUCAUGGCACAUAUUAUAUAUCAAAUGAGUAUUAUAUAUAUCAAAGAUAGCUCUGGAGACUGUAAUUAAGCUCAUGUCCGAAUUUGUGAAGGGCCAUGUCUAUUUCAAGAUCGUUGCUUCUUCAAACCUCCAGUAAGAAAUUCUCUACCCAUAUAGAAAGGAAACUAGAAGGCAAGGUAGCAGUGAUCACUGGGGCAGCAAGUGGCAUAGGGAAAGAAACCGCAGCCCAAUUCAUUAAUCAUGGAGCCAAAGUAGUUAUCGCCGAUAUACAGAGGCAACUCGGCCAAGAAACCGCAAGUGAGCUCGGACCAAACGCCACAUUUGUGCCAUGCGACGUCACAAAAGAAUCUGAGAUUUCCGACGUAGUGGACUAUGCCGUUUCCCAACAUGGACAGCUCGACAUAAUGUACAAUAAUGCAGGAAUAGCGUGCCGAACACCCCCAAGCAUAGUUGAUCUUGACCUUGCACGAUUCGACCGUGUCAUGGCCAUUAACGUGCGAGGUGUGGUGGCGGGAAUCAAACACGCCGCUCGUGUGAUGAUCCCGAGGGGGAGCGGUUGCAUUUUGUGCACAGCUAGCGUCACCGGGGUGAUCGGAGGACUUGCACAACCUACUUACUCAACUUCCAAAUCAAGCGUCAUAGGAAUUGUGAAGUCUGUGACAGCGCAGUUGAGCAAGCAGGGAAUAAGAAUCAAUUGCAUAUCUCCAUUUGCUAUUCCAACACCCUUUUCAUUGGACGAGAUGAAACAUUACUUCCCACGGGUGGAACCUCAGGACCUUGCUAAAAUCUUACACAGUGCUAGUGAGCUCAAAGGAGCAUAUUGUGAGCCCAUUGAUGUAGCCAAUGCUGCUCUUUUUCUGGCUAGUGAAGAUGCCAAGUUUAUUAGUGGCCACAAUUUGGUGGUAGAUGGCGGUUUCACCUCGUUUAAAAGUUUAAACUUAGCAGAUCAAGUGCAGUGACGUUCCAUAUAAAAUUGAUAUGGCAUUUGAUUCUUUACUA
Molecule: messenger RNA, 1102 nt
Organism: Nicotiana tabacum (common tobacco)
Lineage: Eukaryota; Viridiplantae; Streptophyta; Magnoliopsida; Solanales; Solanaceae
Product: short-chain dehydrogenase reductase 3c-like
Source: RefSeq, a predicted model, not a curated record